Fusarium sp. VM40 is the source of this 5190-nucleotide messenger RNA. Lineage: Eukaryota; Fungi; Ascomycota; Sordariomycetes; Hypocreales; Nectriaceae. The record is from the annotation of a GenBank genome assembly.
AUGGCCAAGCAAGGCCUGAUCUCUCGCCAUGGCAUCCCACGCGAUGGAGGAGUCUCCGUAAUCCCGUGGGCCCCCGUAUCAGCCACUGGAGGAUUUGUCGAAAAAGGCAAAUACAGAUUCUAUGGUUCCAAGGCCACUGAUCCGAGUCAUGAUGACGCCCAAGCCUUGGAUGUGGGGAGCAACAUUGACAACUUUGCAAACCGCCUUCCUGACAAUUCGAUUACCCUGAAUUCCGUUCCAGCGGGCAACGAUGAAAAUAUCAUUCAGUUCGAUGACAGUGACGAUCUAGCGAAAUGGAUGACCAACCUUGACCCCAAGGGAACAUUCGAAUUGACCCUGAAGAAAAACCCUGAUCCUGGUAAAGGUCCUUGGGAUAUUAUCGCUUUCAGCUUCCAACUCACUAGCCCUUGGAAUGUCGUAUUCAGUUCAGGAGAAGAAGCUCUGCGUUUCUCCUUUGAGUCUAUUUUCCAGGUCCCUGUACCAGGGCUGGAGCCAGAUGGGGCAAUGCUCUACUUUGGCCUCGAUGCUGAGAAAACCCCUCAUGAUCUCAGUUCAACGAUCAAGGAGCUUUUCGACUUCUCUGGAUCAUUGUUGAAGCCAAAUUCGAUUAUCGCAGAUUGGAAGGUGACCCUGAAACUCCAGUCGAAGGAGAGUAAAGGCGCUUCUGAAAGGUCCAACGAAGACACUGGCGCCGGUGGUAAACGAAACGGACUUUGGAUCAGUCCCACCAAAGCUCUCCAGACAGUUACCAGACUCCAGUUUAGUCUGGGCGACGCUGACAAAACUACAUUCAACGAUAUCAUCAGCAAACCCCUGAAGGGAUUUACGCUUGAAAGCCUCGACGCCAUAUGCAAAAAGACUCUUGUGCUUACCGAGACGAACUCUGGAAACAAAGCCGUUUCUCAAGGCCAAGUCAUGUUUGUGGCUGAAUGCAAGAUUGCUUCUGGUGGCAAAGAGGUACCAGUAGUAGCAUCGAUUGAAUUCUACGCCUUUAACUACAACAUCGUCAUCCAGCUCAAUUCGAAAGAUGCUUUCCAAGGAAUCCUUCUCUGGCUCACAAACCUUGUCCCCGGUCUAGACUUGACCUUCAUCAAAACUUUCCUCUUGGAAAGCGACAUCUUCAAAGACAAAGGUGUAUACCCUAGGCAAAUCACAGUUACUCUGGACUGCGAUUCGGAAGGGAAGAAUACCAAGCUCGCGAGCUUCUCAUUCGACAUCGAAGUUGAGGCGGGCUUUGGCCAAACUCCACCUGAACAGCCAGGGGCAUCUACAAUGACACCUGUGUUUCUUUUAUCGUACAAUUGGAGUAGGGGCGGUCCUAAAUGGGGAAUCCUCCAAGGUCGACUUUGGAACUGGUUUGAUGUAUCCCCGUUGCGGGUUAUGCAGCCUGGGUACGAGAUCACUUCCAAUCUCAUUCCUCUAACAGAUAGCCCGGCAGCGGCACUCAAUCUGCUCAGGAUGAUUCCAGACAUGGAGAUCGGCAAUGUCCCUUCUACUAUUCCAACGCAAAUUAGCAGGGCGUACAUUGUGCUUGGCAACAACGGCGUAGCCCUCGGAGGAACUGUCAAGUCGAAGGCCUUCGAUGUAGUUGAUCCGCCACCAGUUCCUCAGCUUGACCUUGGUGUUAUCAGUAUUGACGCUAGCUUUGCCUGGAAGGGCCAAAAGAGUUUCAAGCUGACAGCUGCAUUCAUGGCCGAGAUGAGACCAUCACCCACGUCUGUUCACCAGGAGACUGCGGUUUUGAAGGGUGGUGUCGACUAUGACUCCACGACCUCAACCUGGCUGCUCAAUGCUUCUCUUGAUUCGCUUUACGCGUCGACUCUCUACGAAUUCUUCAAUAAAUCGGCCGCUGAUCACGUCAUGCCCCUGAUAGAGUCUAUCGCAGUCCAGAGUCUUGACCUAACCUAUCACUAUGCGCCCGUAGAAGUUGAGCCUAUUGAAGGCAAAGAGGAGAAGGUCACCAAGGUGAUGGGAUCUCAAUUUGAGUUCAAGGGCAUUCUUGUUGCUGCAGGUCUUGAAUUGGGUUUGAACUUCAAUUAUGAGCCCGAUGGCACUUUCACCUUCAAGGCCACGCUGAGCUCUUCCAAGAAGUCUGCUACUGUUGGAGAUGUCAUCAAGGGUAUUCUAGGCGAUGAAGGCCUGGAACUUCCCAACUUUCUCGACGAAAUUACAUUUGGCAAAGAUGGAAAAGAUGCAAUUGUCAUCAAAGUCGACAAGCACAUUGACACAGAAAAGAAAGACCCCAAGCCUGAUGAAAAGCCUGAAGAUGCAGCGGUUAAGCUUGCAGAAACAAAGAAAGGUUCAUUCCAAUUCGUUGCUACUGUGGACAUCGACAAGUUGAGUUUCUCAUUUGUCCAGAUUCACAGACUUGAAUGGGCGCCUAAGACACCCUCCAAGCGAUUCUUCAAGGCUGCGCUCACGGCUGUUCCCGGGAUAGAUAUUCCUCUUGUUGGGAACCUCACACAGCCAUUCCAGGAAAUGUACUUUAUGUGGAUUCAAGAUGACACAAAGCUUAACAAGGGUGGUGACUCUGGGCUUACUCGCAAGGAUCUUGCCAGCCUUGAGAAAACCCUACCGUUGACAGUGAAGGACAAGUUCAAACCGCCCACUACUGAUGAUGAUCUUUUGAUGAGCUCAGGCUCUCACUUUGGAGUCAUUAUCAAGGACUCUGAGGGCAAGUCUUCUUGCAUUCUGGAUUAUGACUUCAAAAAGAAGGCAUCUUCUACUCGCGAAAAGAAAGAAGGCGGCUCCAAGGCUCUGACCGCUUCAGGUUUCGCUGCUGUUUCGGCAGAUGAGAAAGAGCCUGAGAAGAAAGCACCCAAAGACGACUCUGAUGGUGGAAGUGCAUCGGCCCCAUUCAAAAAGAAGGCCGGGCCUCUUUCCAUCAGCAACAUCUCCCUCAAGUAUGUCGACAAUGUCUUGCGCAUUGGCUUCAACGCUAGUUUUGAGCUCGGUCCUCUUAGCUUCUCACUUCUGGGCUUCACAAUCAAUCUGAAACUUACCUCUCUUGAUUUAUCCAAGAUAGAGUUCCCAGAGUUCAGCCUAGAGGGAUUCUCGGUGGCGUUUGAAAGACCUCCGUUGACAAUCGCGGGUAUUGUUCGUCGGGGCGACACUGAGGAGUUGACAUUUUACUCUGGUGGUCUUAUUGUCGGCUGGGUUCCAUACCAGCUCCAAGCCGCUGGCUUCUACGGUGAGGCCCACCCAGUAAAGGGCGACAAGACGAAGGACUUCGUUUCUGUGUUUGUCUUUGCUAGACUUGACGGCCCUCUCGUGACUCUCGAGUUUGCAGAAAUAUCUGGAGUUACAGGCGGUUUUGGAUACAAGUCUGAAGUACGCGUCCCCAAGGCCAGCGAGAUCACCGACUUCCCGUUCAUCAACCAGUCUCAGCUUGACGGCUCAAGUGGCGAUGUACUCAAAACGCUCGAGGCACUGACCAACCCAGACGCUGCUGCCGGAGGUUGGUUUAGUCCACAAGACGAUAGCUACUGGGCUGCGGCAGGUAUGAAGAUUGAUGCUUUCCAGAUGAUAUCCCUUGAUGCCGUCGUAGUCGUCAUGUUUGGUCAGUCUAUUAAGCUGGGCAUCUACGCUGUUGCCCUUGUUGACAUUCCCAAUGCGAAGUCCCCUGUUAAAUUCGCACAUGUCGAGCUUGGUAUUGGUGUGACUGUUGACUUUGGCUACGGCACUCUGAAGACAGAAGGCCAGCUAUCGCCCAAGUCCUUUAUCUUGGAUCCUAACUGCCAUUUGACCGGCGGGUUCGCUCUCUAUUACUGGUUUGAUGCUCCCCACGCUGAUCAAUCUAAUAUUGGAAACUUUGUUUUCACGCUUGGCGGAUAUCACCAAGCGUUUAGAAUACCCGAAGGUUGGCCAAACCCGCCGCGCCUAGGAAUUAGUUGGUCUCUUGGAAAGAAUCUUAGUAUCUCAGGGGAGGCAUAUUUUGCUAUUACUCCUAAAAUCUGUAUGGGUGGUGGACGACUGCAUGCAGCCUUCAGUGCUGGACCAAUUAGUGCUUGGUUUGACGUUUUUGCUAACUUCCUUAUUAACUAUAAACCCUUCAGCUUUGAAGCUAAUGCAGGAAUCUGUGUUGGUGUGCGCUUUGAUAUUGAUUUUCUCUUUACUCAUACUCACAUUUCUGUUGAGAUAUCGGCAGACUUGUAUCUGUGGGGGCCACCACUGGCUGGCCGGGUUCACAUUGACAUCAAGGUUGCCAAGUUUGACAUCAACUUUGGUUCAAGCAAGUCGCGUGACCCAGAAGUUGACAUGCUCGCCUUUUACAAGUUGGUGCUGCAAGCAGGCAGCCAGAAGAUAAAGUCUGUAGCAGCAAAGGAAAAGGAGGAAACCAGCCUUGUGGCAGAAGCAGACAAGGACGUUAUUAUUCAGCCCAUGAACCAAGGUCAUACACUUCUUGCUACUUCAGGUCUUCUUAACAACAACUCUUCCCCAGAAAGGUCCCAAAAUGCGGAUUGGGCUGUCCGCGGUGGCUCAUUUGCGUUCGUCGUCGGGUGCAAGAUGGCAGCUCAGGACGCACUACUCGUUGAUGAGAGUGACAAGACUCUAAAUUCGGUCUCAAACAAGGCGGACUCGAUCUAUGCAAAACCCAUGCACCUUGAAAAGAAAACCCCCAUGGCUAAGUCAGAGGUGAAGAUUGAGAUCGUCCAGAACGGCGUUUCUCACGGCGCCAUAUGGGGAAUGACCCAGCAGUAUAAACAAGUCCCGUCAGGACUAUGGGGCACGUAUUCUGAAGGGGAAGAUCCUACUAAGAGUCGAGACGGCAACAACAUCAACGACCUGCUCGACGAUAACGAAGGUAGCGUCAAGCUUAUGAUGGGGGUCCUCAUGCAAGGUCCUCCCGCUGUUAUGUCCGAGGAUACACUCAAGGCUUUCAAUAUCCUUGACGCGGGACUAGAGGACCUUCCAGCCGACAAGAGCUUCCCUGAUCCAGAAUGGUCCGACAAGAGUUGGGAACCUGAUGAGCCAAAGAAGGGUGCUGCUCAGUGGGAUGCUGUUCAUGAUAAGUGGAAAUCGCCAGAUUGGAACGAGGGGGGGGCCAAGGACGUGCAAACGGGCUUUGUUGAUACCUGGGCGAAGACAUUCGGCUGGGAUUCUGCAUUGUCAGGAUUGGCUAAGAUUCCCAAGCUUCUAGACGAACGGUUUGAUAACCUUUAUGUCAAUGCCCCAUUUGUUACUAAGUAG